AUGGAGAACCAAACUGCAGUGACAGAGUUUAUCCUUCUGGGCUUCACAGAUGUUCGCUGGCUGCAGAUCCUGCUCUUCAUUUUGUUACUUAUCACCUACGUUUUGACCAUAGCAGGAAAUGCUCUCAUUAUCUCCAUUACUCUGGUCAACCAGCGCCUCCAGAUGCCCAUGUACUUUUUCCUCAGGAACUUCUCGGUUUUGGAGAUCGGCUUCACCUCAGCGUCCAUCCCAAAAGUUUUGUUCAACCUGGCAUCAGGUCAUCAGUCCAUAUCUGUGGCUGGGUGCUUUGCACAAUGUUUAUUUUAUCUCACUGUGGGCACUGCUGAGUUUUGCCUGUUGGCAGCCAUGUCCUUCGAUAGGUACGUGGCCAUCUGCAACCCCCUGCACUACACAUCCAUCAUGACCAGUCACUUCUGUAACUGGCUGGUGCUGGCCUCUUGGCUUAUUGGUUUCGGGUAUGUGCUUGUCCCACUUGUUCUAUUGUUUCGGUUGCCAUUCUGUGGCCCCAACAUCAUUAACCAUUUCUUUUGUGACAGUGCUGCAUUGCUUAAACUUGCCUGCACAGACACCCACCUCCUUCGACUCCUGUCUUUCCUCUUGGCCACAGGCAGCAUAUUGGGCACUUUAGCCAUCACUGUCUUCUCCUAUUUCAAGAUCAUCUCCGUGGUGAUGCGCAUCCCCUCCAUAAUAGGACAAAAUAAUGUGCAUCUCUAUAAUCCAUGGUACAGCACAUCUUGA
Chelonoidis abingdonii (Abingdon island giant tortoise) is the source of this 738-nucleotide messenger RNA. RefSeq names its product olfactory receptor 6E1-like. Gene Ontology annotation, molecular function: G protein-coupled receptor activity; olfactory receptor activity. Gene Ontology annotation, cellular component: membrane. Gene Ontology annotation, biological process: G protein-coupled receptor signaling pathway. NCBI's taxonomy places the organism in Eukaryota, Metazoa, Chordata, Testudines, Testudinidae. The record is from RefSeq and is a predicted model, not a curated record.